Talaromyces marneffei is the source of this 2004-nucleotide messenger RNA. RefSeq lists its product as uncharacterized. The record is from RefSeq and is a predicted model, not a curated record. NCBI's taxonomy places the organism in Eukaryota, Fungi, Ascomycota, Eurotiomycetes, Eurotiales, Trichocomaceae. The coding region runs from base 1 to 2004 and encodes 667 amino acids. The transcript has a single exon.
AUGUCGGACUUUGAACAGCGCCUAGCCCGCUUCCUUCCCAGCAACGUACCACCACCACCACCACCACCACCCUGCGACCACGCCCCCGUCGCCUGUGUCCUCAACCCCUCUAACACCUCUGAAUGUCUCGUCGCCCAACUUCAUUCCCGCUGGUUCUCCGAAACACUCCCCUUUCACUCAACCGAGCACCCUUUAGUUUUUUCUAUUUGGCAAGCGGGCUAUGACAGACAAAAAGCGAAGUGGCUCGCAAGUGAGCCUGGCUGUGGACUCACGCGAGCGCCAGAACUUGUCAAAGCGUUGAGGAAGAUUGGUGCUGAUCAGAGGUUGCUUCCUUUAUCUUCUGACCACGACAAGGGUAUGAUUCGCGUAGGCGGGAUCACGGCAUGUAAUCAAUGUAAACCCGGGACGAAUACAUGGUCCUAUUGCGCACCGUAUGAUAUUCGUCGUCAUACAUGUCAUCGUGUGGCUAUCAACCUCAACCUCAACAUCAAAGCGGCGGGAAAUGAUCGAGGGAAAAUCCUCUGUCUUGGCCGCAAUGGCGCAACAAAGUAUUGUGGCCCAAGCGAGUUUAUGGCGAUCAGUCAUGUGUGGUCUCAUGGAUGGCAGGGCAGCACCGAGGACGGGAUAUGUUCUCGCGUUUUGGAUAUGCUUCUUGAAAUUGCGGCGACGAAAUUCAACGUGCAGUGGAUAUGGCUUGAUGUUGCCAUGAUCAGCAGUGAUAAAUCCAUUCGAGCCAUGGCCAUUAAUUCCAUGGACACGGUGUAUUCCACAGCCAAAGCAACACUCGUCGUUGACAGGCUUCUACUCAACUUCACUCCUAAAGCAGAGGACGACAUGCAGACUGCUCUGACAAUCAUAGCAUCGGACUGGAUGACCCGUCUCUGGACCAUGCAGGAAGCCAUGCUCAGCCAGAACAUCCUCAUCCUCACCCAUCGCGAGUCUCAACCCAUCAAUCCACGAGACCUCCUCAACCGCAUCAUUCUCGCCAAACACAAUCCCACACGUUGGCAGCAAUACCAAGCCAUCAAACUCCUAUCUGGAAUGACGCACGACCCCAACCCAUCUUUGCGCAAAGUGGUAACGUUCAGUUAUGAACGCACAACUACGAAUCCGAUUGAUAUGGUCCGCGCUUUGUAUCCGUUGUUUGGACUGAAAUGGCCUUCAGCAGAUACGACGCUCAUCCAGGGACAGAUUUUGUUGUUGAAGCAUUUGGGUCAGGAGGCUGCUAUAUUGACUAGCCUCAGCAGUCCUAUUGGAUUACCGUCACCAUGGGGAUGGGCGCCACUAGUUAUCCCCGGUGCAUCUGGUGGCAGUCUAGCAGGGUAUGGUCGCUACAUCAGUGAGCAGGGUCUAGUGGGAGCAUGGGGUUGGCUCGAAGUUGUGCCUGUGGCCAUGGAGCCGAGAGAUAACUUCAAGGGACGCCUGUCAUCGAAUCGCGGAUGGAUGCAUGAUUUUAAACGUAGUUUCAGCGAUUCUCGGAAGUAUCGCGGCCACCAGCUACCGUUAAGUGAACAACCAAACAAACCACCAGCAGCAGCAGCAGCAGGAGGAGGAGGAGGCACGAUACUAGACUAUGCAAAUUACGCCCUCGGAAUAGGCGCCGACAUCUUCAAAUCAAGCAUCAUAACAACCUUCUCCUCCUGGUCCGACCCGCCAACCCAAUAUCUUGAACUUGCAAAGUUGGUCGGCAUGAAAUUCGUCUUCGCCGCGUUCCACGCAGUGAACAACAAAGACGAGGUAUUUAGGACUCUCCUGACAUACACCGCGAACGACCCCUGGCCAUGGCUAAACCAGAAACUGUUGUUCAUUGCAUCUGCUGAUCUGAGUUCGCAAACUCGUGGUGCAGCCCUAAGAGCAUAUAAUAACCCGCAGUAUUUUGAUCUGGUGGUUGUGGAAUCGGAGCAGAAUGGGCGGUACGUUAUGAGGAGGGUUGGGAAGGUGGUUGCGGCGGGUGUGCAGCUGAAGGGUGGGAGGGAGGAGGCGAUCCAGGGGGUGCUUCAUUGA